Messenger RNA from Hylaeus volcanicus, 4059 nucleotides. RefSeq lists its product as uncharacterized. The coding region runs from base 396 to 875 and encodes 159 amino acids. The transcript is spliced from 3 exons. The record is from RefSeq and is a predicted model, not a curated record. Lineage: Eukaryota; Metazoa; Arthropoda; Insecta; Hymenoptera; Colletidae.
ACUGCCAAUUGGCUUCGAUAACAGCAAAUGGUCGUUUAAUAACAGAUGAUUGAACGCGUUCCGCGGCGCGGCCUAGCAUUUAUCUGUCAAAAGUGGUGACGGCCGGCCGAUCGGCGAUGUGCCGGCUCACGCGCGCCUGUUGAUCCUCCUCACGAAUCGAUUGCAGGCUAUCGACACGAAUACCCUAUUGAUGAGACGCGUGUGAAGGUCUGUUGUGUUGAUCGUUACGUUUUUUCGAGCGGCAGAAACCAGAAACCCACCGACCGCGAGACCCGAGUGUACCUCGAUCGAGUAAACGUUCAAUUCCAUUAUUAUGUGAUCGUGACCCGUGAUCGAACGGUAGCACAGAGAAGGCAGGGCAGGACGAAAGGAGCGAACGAACGAUAAAGAGGAAAAUGCGAAACGUUCGAGCCAAUGUUUUCCGCUAUCUCAUCGUGGCGGUUCUUUUUCUAGCGCCAUUCAGUUACGCAGCGGGGAACGAGACGAGUACGCAGAAAACAUGCAACUUGACCCAGGCGGAGGAGCAGUGCGCCGAGAACGAAAGAUGCGUCCAAAAUACGAAAGACGAUGAACCACGAUGCGAGUGCCAGAGACAUUACGAGAUGGUGGACGGCCAUUGCUCGAAGAUAACGACCACUUCGAGCAUUAACGAGACUAAUGCUCAAACAGAUUCUACUAAACCCAACUCAGGAGGUAGUUCUGUAGCGGCUGGUUUGUUAAUCCCAACCUUCCUCGUAGUAAUUGGUGUUCUGCUGUACUUUGGCGCGAGACGAUACAAAUGGCUGCAACGAUUUCGACAGUUCCGUCAGAAUCGUUAUGGCAAUGUCCUAGUCACGAGGGAUGACGAUGACGAUGACGAUCCACCGAUAGCGUAAGGGUGUGUUUAACGAUAAGCGACGUAUGUGCCGUGUACAAAGUGCGUUCUCUUGUUUCCUCUCAUCGAAGGCAUGGAUUUGAACAGUGGGUGACACGUUCGGUGACACGAUUCGAAAUUAACAGCGGCAAGCUUUGAGUUACCGUAGCGCGUGUCGCGUUACGAUGGAACCGCGAGAACAAAUUUCCAACACCGGUUCUCGCUCGUCCAUUUUUUCAUCGACCAAUUUUUAUCGGGUCUCGCGCGCGUGAAAGUCUCCUCGAAGCUUGGUCACGCUUACGGAACAACGUUCUGUGACUUUGUGUAUAUAUCGAGCGAAAGUUCAGGUACAAGGUAUAUACAAGAGAAAAUAUCGUCAAACUGAAUCAAGAGGCUAAAUAAAUGUAAUGGGGUGCUAGUGUAAGUAGAUGUAUUUUUGUGCUUGGUAAUCGGAAGUCUGUUAUCCGUUGACAUUGCUUCAUUUUAUCUAUAUCGACGCCGACGUCUCUUAGAAAUAAGAAAUUCGAUCGACUUUCUCGACGAUUCUAAAUUCUUUACUAUUCGUAAUUUUGAUUUAUUUUCUUUUUUUUAAAAGUAAAUUUUAAAUCGACGGCACGAUCCUUUCGCAUAAAGGUGCUACUACUUACGCGCCCGCUGAUUCUAUGUUUAUACACGAUAGUCGUAAGGGAUGUGGGCUAACUGAUUGCGUUUUCGCUAGCCAUUACGAGCAUACUCAAAGCAUAAUUUUUUACGAUGAUAUUAAGAAGCUGGUCAGUAAAUUUUACACGUUAUCGCAUAUUUUGUAUAAAAGCGGUGGCUGUCGUGUCACCUUUUUCAUCGUACGCAAACUUUACGGGAUUUACAUACAUAUACAGCGUUAUUGUUUUACGUUCUGUAUUCUACGUUCUACGUUCUACGUUCUACGUUCUACGUUCUACGUUCUACGUUCUACGUUCUACGUUCUACGUUCUACGUUCUACGUUCUUAGUAAGAUCGUAGAUCCCUGAUUUCUCGAUGAAAUUUCCGUACGCGACGCGAUUAAUAUUCCUACGAUUAUUAUUCAUGAGUUCCAUAGUCAAAAUUCGCACGAUUUCACGUUGAUUAACAACAUACAUUUCUUGCGUAUAGUCCCUUGUAUCCGAUAAAUUUGUAACUCGUCUGGAAUAUUCACUGCUGUCGUAUGGAUAGUUUCAUCGUUUUCUCUGAAUGUCUUGUUCUUUCGAGGAUAACUCUCAAAAUGAAUACAUGAACGUCUCACGUUACUUUACCAAAGAAUGAAGGAUCUACAUAAAUGGUCAGGAUCUAAAUUAUCUCCAGGCGGACAGCCAGUUCAAUGCAGAGAUGGGCAGGAUUUUAUUCGAGUGAUUAGACAGUUAUUUGGACAAGCUUUUAUUAAUCCUUACUAGACGUAGACGUCAAUGCUUUAGGCCUGAUUUCUCAUCAUACAUGUUAACUUAUCAUUCAUAAAUAUUAUAUUAAGACUAAUUGAUGGAAAAGGUUAUAUAGAUACUUUCUUUUUAAUGGAUAUAACAGAUUUUCUAAAAAAUACACUUUCUAAUCUUGCUUACUAUUAAAAUAUAAAACUAUUUUCUUUAAAACUUAGUGUCAUGUCUCACGUGACGUACUUCCGUUAAGGGUUAAUAUAAUAUGAACCAUAUAAGACGAUUAUAUAAUUUAGACUGCAACUUAAAAAUUUAUCAACAGUUUUUGUCUUAUAUUCGUUAUUCACAAAAAAAAAAAACGGAUUACAAUUUUGUCCAUCUCGGGCUUGACGUGGCGUUAAAAAUUUUAAAGCAGUGGUCGUCGACCUUUCUUGCAGUCGUAACGUAUAGUGUACAUUACCACGAACGGUAUCAGUGCAACGAAAUGAAUUCGCGUGUUUGCAACAAACGAGGAAACGGUGUGCGGAAAGAGUCGACCAUUCCCGUGCCUGGAAUGCGUAUCGAUCGAACCAAGUUAACUUUUAAACUGCAAGACGUUUGGAUGCCGCUGCACUCAUACCAAAAGAACGUUACAUCCGUUAUCGUGCUCGAUGUCGUUUCUUGUAAUAUAAGAAAAUUUGUAAAUAACCCCCCGCCAUUCCGUGGACGCGUAUUCUUGCCAGCCAAUAAUUUCUCUUUCCCAUAGCGUGUAAUCUAAUUAAUCGUGAUUCCAAAAAAAAAAGAAAUAAAAAUCGUAUCGUCUAUAUUUAUAUUCCUGAGAAAAGGGGAGUCCUCCCGCUCGCGAAAGAUUAUCGAGAUGUACAUUCUCGAGAUUUAUAAAUAUAUAAAUAUAAAUAUAAAUAUUAUAUACAUAUCUAACCUAUUCUUGUACUCUAUCAUUUUUGUACAGAACAAUCGCACUAGAAGCUAACCAUAGUGAUUAUAGUCGGUGCUCGAGAUCGAUCCCGGAAUUCGUUAGACCGCUCGGCAUCGCGAGACAAGAUUUGAUAUUUUUAUAGUUCGCGAGUACAAAUUUGAACGGUGCGGCUGGUACUAGCGAAUUAUUAUCAAUUGUGUUCUUUACUUUGCGUGUCGUCGACAUUUCUGUCACGGGUUUUGCGAUACAAAUCGCGGGACUGGGCCACCGACGUUUUCUUCACUUGUUAUUGCGCGUUCAUCACCGAACCACUCUUUGCAAUGCACCUCGACAAUUUGACUGAAUAGAAUUGUUGUUACUGUUCUUUUAGCCAUAGCCACCUCACGCUCGCAAUCCUUCUCUCGAUUCGAAAUUACGUAAAGUCAAGUAGAGAAUUCUUCUGUAUAAAUAUUUCGAAUGGCAGUCGUCCGUCAGACUAUAUUUGCUAGAGUGAUUUAUUCUGUGCACGCGUGGCUCUGUUAAGUUGUAAAUUUUACUCUGUGAUGUAUUUUACGUUAUCCUUGACUGAACGCUUGUCAUCGACUAAAUCGCACUCUCGUGGCACAAUCUGUUAGGAUUAAUGUUCAAUCGAAUACGAAAACGUACAGUUCUUCGGGAUUCUCGGCACGUACACGUUACACGUUACACGUUACAUUUUACAUCAUUAUUUUCUAAACUGGGAGCGUAUAAAACACAACUAAUUUGACGCAGUAAAUUUGGAUAAAUUCAACAUCACUGGAGUUUUGACAUCUGUGAGAGAAUAUAUAUUUCUUAUGUCAUUUUCGUUUUUCACUUGAGGUUUACUUAUAAAUUUUAUUAAAAAAUAUUACAUAAAUGUUUUGCGAUGUUUUGUUUUGUAGUACGUCAUU